AUGCACUUUAUAGACGGAGAUAGCUUAACCCAUUCUGGUUUAUUUACAUUUUUAAUAUCUAUCUAUCUAUCUAUCUAUCUAUCUAUCUAUCUAUCUAUCUAUCUAUCUAUGUCAGUCUGUUCAUAUCUAUCGUUUAAUCUAUCCCACUCUGUUUACAUCUAUCUAUCUAUCUAUCUAUCUAUCUAUCUAUCUAUCUAUCUAUCUAUCUAUCUCAUCUGUUUACAUCUAUCUAUCUAUCUAUCUAUCUAUCUAUCUCUAUCUAUAUCUAUCUAUCGAUGUAUCUCUUCAGUCUCUCUAUCUAUCUAUCUAUCUUUCAUCUAUCUUUACAUCUAUCUAUCUAUCUAUCUAUCUAUCUGCCUAUUCAUUAUCAUCUAUCUAUCUAUCUAUCUAUCUAUCUGUUUAUCUUCAUCUAUCUAUCUAUCUAUCUAUCUAUCGAUGUUCAGUCUCUUUACAUCUAUCUAUCAUCUAUCAUCUAUUAUCUAUCUAUCUAUCUGUUUACAUCUAUCUAUCUAUCUGUUCAUCUAUCUAUCUAUCUAUCUAUCUAUCUAUCUAUCUAUCUAUCUAUCUAUCUAUCUAUCUAUCUAUCUCUGUUCAUAUCUAUCGUUUAAUCUAUCCCACUCUGUUUACAUCUAUCUAUCUAUCUAUCUAUCUAUCUAUCUAUCUAUCUAUCUAUCUAUCUAUCUAUCUAUCUAUGGCAGUCUCUUCAUAUCUAUCUUGUAUCUCUUUCUAUCUAUCUUUACAUCUAUCUAUCUAUCUAUCUAUCUAUCUAUCUAUCUUUAUCUAUGUAUCUAUCUAAACAGAUUGAGAUGA
Messenger RNA from Acanthosepion pharaonis, 810 nucleotides. The record is from the annotation of a GenBank genome assembly. NCBI's taxonomy places the organism in Eukaryota, Metazoa, Mollusca, Cephalopoda, Sepiida, Sepiidae.